AUCCUAUGGAAGGGGUGGAGGUCCCUGGGUUCCGGAGUAGUGAGCAGGCGGCGAGACUCCCAGGCCCUCGGCCGGCUAUCGGAAAGGACGGCGAGAGCAGAGGAGGGUUGAGUCUCAAGACUUAGCCGCCCUCAGUCCUCGUCUUGAGAAUUCUGCGGGGGAUAUGAAGAGAUGUGUGCAUUGAAUCCCACAUGGCCUCUGAAGCCACGGGCACCUCCAUCUCUGCCUUGGCAUGGUCCUUUGAGUGAAUGACCUCCUUGGAGACCAUUCCUCUGCUCCUCUUGCUACUAUCCAGGAGGCAGAAGAUUCCACAGGUCCAGGAAAGGCCCAUUGCCCCCAACCUUCAAGAAACUACCUCAUGCUUGGGGAAUUAGGAUGACCAUGGCUCUUGUAUUCAGUGUCCUGCUGCUACUGGGGCUGUGUGGAAAUAUUGCUUCAGGAAGUCAGCCUGUGUCCACAAGCACUCCUGGGGCUUUGGAUUAUGAAUUGCCUACCUCAGAGUAUGAGACCCCAGACACAUUUAAUGCCGGGACCGUUGGCCCUCUCUACCGAAUGGUACACAUCUUCCUCCAGGUGGUCCAGCCGAAUGAUUUCCCCCAAGAUAUGAUCAAAAAAAUCAUACAGAGGAAUUUUGACUUCUCAGUUGAUUCAAAGGAGAUUGCCUACUAUGAAAUUGGAAUCCUUAUCUGCACCAUCCUGGGACUGCUAUUUAUUAUCCUCAUGCCUCUGGUGGGCUACUUCUUCUGUAUGUGCCGCUGUUGUAACAAAUGUGGCGGAGAGAUGCACCAGCGGCAGAAGCAGAAUGAGUCGUGCCGGAGGAAAAGCUUUGCUCUUUCGCUCUUGGUCAUUUGUCUGCUCAUGAGCCUUGGCAUCGUGUAUGGUUUUGUGGCCAACCACCAGGUAAGGACCACGAUCAAAAGGACCGAGAAUCUGACAGAGAGCAAUUUCAGAGACUUGCAAACAUUCCUGAAUGAAACCCCAAAGCAAAUUGACUAUAUACUGGCUCAGUACACCAACACCAAGAACAAGGCAUUCUCAGACCUGGAUGGUGUCGAUUCCUUGCUGGGAGGCAGAAUAAAGGACCAAGUAAAACCCAAAGUAAUCCCCGUUCUCGAUGAGAUUAGGGCCAUGGUGACAGCCAUCAGGCAGACCAGGGAUGCCCUGAAGAGCAUGAAUGACAGCCUCAAGAACAUAAGUGACGGGAGCAACCAGCUCAGCGCCAACCUGACCGAUGUAAAAAAUAGCAUGGAGACUGCGCUUGAGAACAGCAAUGACUGUGCUUCAGAGCCGGCCAAAGAUAUCUGUGACAGCAUCAGAUCAGAGCUAAGCAAUCUGGGGAGCAACCUCAAUGACAGCCAGCUCCAGUCUGUGGAUAAAGAACUCAACAAAGUCAAUGACAUCUGCAAGACUGAUCUGGAGAGCCUCGUCGACAAGGGGUACGCGUCGAUUGAUGAAAUACCUGGUAAGGUAGGAGAGCAAACCGUGGAUGUGGUCGCAGACGUCAAAAAGGCCUUGGAUUCCGUCAGCUCCACCGUUCAGAAUGUGAGCCAAAGUAUUCCUAUUGAGGAGGUGCUGUCUCAGGUCUCCCGUUAUGUUAACGACAGCAACAAUUACUUCCACCAGGAGCUGCCCAAACUGGAAGAAUAUGACUCAUACUGGUGGCUGGGUGGCUUGAUUGUCUGCUUCCUGCUGACCCUCAUCGUGACCUUCUUCUUCCUGGGCUUGCUGUGUGGUGUGUGUGGCUACAACAGGCAUGCCACCCCAACCAGAAGAGGCUGCGUGUCCAACACUGGAGGCAUCUUCCUCAUGGUCGGGGUUGGAUUCAGCUUCCUUUUUUGCUGGAUAUUGAUGAUCCUUGUGGUUCUUACUUUUUUCGUUGGUGCACAUGUGGAAAAGUUGAUCUGUGAACCUUAUGCAAACAAGCAAUUAUUACAGCUUUUGGACACUCCCUACCUGCUAAGAGAAGACUGGCAGUUCUAUCUCUCUGGCCUGAUGCUCAAUAACCCAAACAUUAACCUGACAUUUGAACAAGUUUACAGUGAUUGCAAAAAAGGUCGGGGUGUAUACGCUACCUUUCAGCUUGAGCAUGUCUUCAACGUCAGCGAGAAUUUCAACAUUGAGAAGCACACUGGAAAAAUAAUCAAGGAGUUGGACAACCUGAAUGUGGAUAUUGAUAACAUUGAACUGUUCAACAAAACAGGAAGGGACAAUCUGGAGAACUUUAUAACUUCUGGGAUAGAUGCAAUCGAUUAUCCCACGUACUUGAAGGAGGCUGAGAAAUCUCCUACCAUAGUAGAUCUGCUGGUGUUUGCUUCUUCUCUGGAAGAAAAGACAGACAAGUUGCCUGACGGAAACCUGAAGCAGGACUUGAAAACACAGGUGCAGAGAAUUAAAACCAUUCACCAGCAGGAAGUCCUUCCUCUGCAGCAAUCACUGAAUACUUUAAAACAAAGUAUCCGGACACUUGAGCGCAUAAGCGAGAAGUUGCGGGAGAGAGUGAACAAGAUCAUCAUGUCUUUGGAUUCUGCUCAGAAUUUCCUCAUCAGUAACAUUUCCUCUAUUGUUAUUGAAGAAACGAAGAAGUUUGCGAAAACAAUAGUAGGCUACUUUGAACACUACCUGCACUGGGUCUUGUAUGCCAUCACAGAGAAGAUGACAUCCUGCAAACCUGUGGUCACUGCGAUGGACUCCGCUGUUAAUGGCGUUCUGUGUAGCUAUGCUGCUGACCCUCUGAAUUUGUUCUGGUUCGGCAUCGGACAAGCCACGGCGCUCUUGCUUCCCGCUGUGAUCAUCGCUGUCAAGCUGGCCAAGUACUAUCGCAGGAUGGACUCAGAGGACAUAUAUGACGAUGUUGAAACUGUCCCCAUGAAAAAUUUGGAAAACGGUAGUAAUGGUUAUCAUAAAGAUCACUUAUAUGGUGUUCACAAUCCCGUUAUGACAAGCCCAUCUCGCUACUGACAAUUGAAAUGGAAAUCGCUUGAGCGUCAAGACAGUCAAAGUGGAAAGGAUCCCAGACUUUGGAUAGUCUCUGAGUCUUCUAGAACUUUCCAAGUCCAGAAGGAAUCAUGGUGGCAAAUGUGGAGACUCAGGCGGGCACUGAGAACAUGGCACCAGUGGUCUUAGGGUAGCACUUUGUCAGGGACGAACAGUCAUGGCUAUAAUCCACAUGUCCAUCGCUAUCCAAGAAUGACUCUCCCCUGUUUUUAACUUUUUUUUACACUGAAUUUCUAUUAGACACUAAAAUAUAUGGGGCUUCUUGGUCCUUCUGGAUACAUUCACCUUUGAGCCAGCUCUUUGGAUGUCAUCGCUGCGUACCUAACUUACUUCCAUAUAUGGAGUGUGCUAAACACAAACCAGUUUACAAAAAAAAAAAAGGUGUAUUUUGCAUAUAGUAAAUUGUAUAUAUUCUCUUCUACCACAGUCGGGGUUUUUUUUUUUUUACACAAAUGAAUACUCUAGAUUUUUCUCCUAAAUGAGGUUCCCUUUGGGUUGGGCUGUAGAGAGGACUCUGUAUGCAUCGAAAGCGUGUGAGCCCUGCAGCAGGCACGUGAAUCUCCCUCUGCUGGUUGCCAGUCUGCCUGUUGGACAAAAAGAUGCCUGCUUGACACCACUGGCAAAUUCAGAACAGAGAGAACUCGAGAGAAGGAAGCAUUGCUCAGCCGGAAGCGGAAUGGUUUUCACAGAUGCCAGUCCUGGUUCACGGUUUAGUGGCACACUUUCUGAUUUGUGAGGGUGGCCGUAAGUUCUAUGUCUUCUGACUAUUAGUGGGGUUCUAAAAUGAGGGGCAAGAACUCCUAUCAUGAUUCUGAGAUCUGAAAUAAA
This is a messenger RNA of Chionomys nivalis (European snow vole), 3822 nucleotides long. It is a transcript of the gene Prom1, whose product is annotated as prominin 1. The record is from RefSeq and is a predicted model, not a curated record. Gene Ontology annotation, cellular component: prominosome; apical plasma membrane; cilium. The coding region runs from base 376 to 2958 and encodes 860 amino acids. NCBI's taxonomy places the organism in Eukaryota, Metazoa, Chordata, Mammalia, Rodentia, Cricetidae. Gene Ontology annotation, molecular function: cholesterol binding. The transcript is spliced from 28 exons.